AUGUACCACAUACCCGCGGACGUUCUGUGGCAGUUCUGCCCUCCCCGUCGCACCUUUUUCCGCCUUACUCAAGUGUUCGUUGUGAUCUCCAUCGUGGUGUACGGCGCGGCGUUCGUCCUGGGAGUCAUGAUGCUGUUCUGCUGCACUUACCUCCGCUUUGUCUGCCUGGCGCUGAACAUUGCUGGCGCCAUCACGUUGUGCGUUGUCUGGGUGGCCAUGGUGAGGACGUACACCGGGCGUGAGGGCCCCCGUUGCCUGCUGAUGGAGAGCUUGUACUCCUACGGUCCCGGUGUCGUUCUCCUCCUCGUGGCCUGGGCCCUGAAUAUCCUCAACAUCACCACCUUACUGCUCCCGUGCCCGGGCAGCGACUCAAGUGAGAGUGGAAAAGGGACGGAGAACAGGGGUUAG
Messenger RNA from Leishmania braziliensis MHOM/BR/75/M2904, 408 nucleotides. RefSeq names its product putative amastin-like surface protein. The transcript has a single exon. Lineage: Eukaryota; Euglenozoa; Kinetoplastea; Trypanosomatida; Trypanosomatidae. The coding region runs from base 1 to 408 and encodes 135 amino acids. The record is from RefSeq and is a predicted model, not a curated record.